GAAGCCAGCUGUUGGAAGUCUUCUCAGUGGACAUUCAUGCUUUCUUGAAGAAUCAGUACUGCCUAUGGUGAAGUAAAAUUUCUAUUCUAUUGGCUCUGGGACUUUAAGGCAAAUAAGAUUAAAUGGAACAGCACUGUUGUUUUUCACUUGCUUUAUUAAUUGUUUAAGAGGGGUUCUACUACUUGUGACAGGCAACAGAAGAAUUCAUUUGAUUCUGAGUCCCUAUUAAAGACUGGAAUAUGGCUGAAUCUCCAGCAGAUCAACUUGAAGAUACAAGUUCAGCCAUCCCAAAGACAGAUGAUGUAGCAGGUGUUGAAGGGGUGUUCACUGAUUCCUUGGGCUUUUUGGCUAUGGACAGCAAUGUGCCUGGUCUAUCUCAUGUCAUUUUGCAGAAGCUGAACAUGAAGAACUUUGAAGAUUACAGGUCAGCAUUAGAAGGAAGAAAGACUGCUUCAGAUUUUGGAAUCCGUACCUACUAUGACAUGUUCCAAAAGAUGGAGGAUACGUUUAAAUUCUGUGUUGAGUGCAAGAAACUGCCUGAUGCUUUUCCAGAUCCAAAAGCACUUCGACGCUGCAAAAGGUGCCAGAAUGUAUACUAUUGCAGUUCCCAAUGUCACCGAGCAAACUGGCCAGCGCAUAAGAAAUUCUGUAAGAAACUUAAAAUGGUAGCCAUUGACAGGCUUGUAGACUGGCUUGUCUUCACAGGUGACAUCCCAUUUCCCACUCAGCAGUGGACAAAACCUAUAUCUGAAAUAAAAAGCUGGGAUGACUGGUUCGCCAUGCAAGAAAAUCUAGAUGACAGACUCAACACUAUUUUAGCCUGCCGUUACAUGAAUAUCCUGUGGUCAAAUGCUGGGAAACCACGGCCUGAGGAUGGAGAACUGAUUCAGUCAGUGAAAAGGGUAACCUCAGAAUUCAUGUCAAGACCACUGACCAUUGGCUUUGGCUUGCAUUCAUUCAGUAUUGAUUACCACACUAAACCAGUCACAGUACAUGUUGUAGGGGCAUCUCAUACUGAGACUCUUAAUGCUAGGGUAACAGAUUAUGACGAACUGGCCCGAAUGUUUCCUGGAAACCAAGGGAUUGAAGUGGUGAUGAUUGGUCCUGAGGUCGUAGAUGGUCCAAUCAUGAGACCCCCUUUGAGGGCAUAUGGACCCAAAGGUCGAGUUUAUGUGAGCAGCUUUAAAUCACUCUACCACAUAUUCUGGGAAACUAUGGUGGAGACAGAGAGAGCAUCUCGUCCAGACAUUGUGGUGGGCUUCCAUCCAGGUUUUCAUGCCUCACAGGGUUUAGCAGAAGGCUGGCUUCCUACUCUGCUGCUUCUUAGAGACUUCAAGAUCCCAUCUAUCUUCACAAUGUACAAUGAUCAGGAGCUGAAGUAUUCCUUACAGAUCCUCACGGAGCUGGAAACCAGAAUUACUGGAUAUGGAGCAAAUCCUUUCUCUUCCCUGAAGCUGGAGCAGGUCCAAUCAAAUCCCAACAAACAGCCUGUCUGCAGUAAUGCCUACUAUGUGAUGUUCUAUGGAUUUUCUGGUUCCACAGAUGAGGUUGAUAUGGGUGGACUGGAACAAGAAGAAGAAGAUGAUGAUGAUGACAUUUAGCAAGACAUAUAAGUAGUUGCAGUGCCUUUGUUUUGUUGGGCCCUUCUCAUCACAUGUGACUUUAUGGACGUCACAUGAUACUCAGAUGUAUUUAUAUAAAUAUAUAUCAAGAGAACUCUGUUAACUGACAGGGAAAUACUUCAGCCAGUAUUCAAGUUACAUCUUUUUCAUUGAAAAUUUAUAAUUCGUACAAACUUUUUUCAACACAACACAACUUCCAGAUAAGUAAUAUUAGCAGAAUCAUUUUGAUGAAAUAAUUCUCACUAAAGUUGAAAAGGAUGAUAUCUUUUUUCAUGUUUUCUCUUCACUAUUAUCUUAGAUGUCCACUGGAAAUCAUAGCCAUUUAAAUAAUACAGAUUUUUUUGUUUUUAUCAUUGUUUUAUUCAGAUGGUACAUGCCUUUCAGAACUUAAACAGAAUUGCACUGUAAUUCUUAUACUACUAAUUACUCUCUGGAGGGAGGUAUAUAGGCUUGAAUGUUCUUAAGCUGCUCAGGUUUGCUCCCUUUGGACAAAUGGCUGACAUAAGAUAUACACUUUGCCAGGGUACUUG
Protopterus annectens (West African lungfish) is the source of this 2152-nucleotide messenger RNA. It is a transcript of the gene MSS51, whose product is annotated as MSS51 mitochondrial translational activator. NCBI's taxonomy places the organism in Eukaryota, Metazoa, Chordata, Ceratodontiformes, Protopteridae. The coding region runs from base 240 to 1601 and encodes 453 amino acids. The transcript has 7 exons. The record is from RefSeq and is a predicted model, not a curated record.